GGCGGUACAGCACCGCUGCCGCGGUGUUGAACGGCAGCGCCGCGCGUUCAGCGCUCGCUGCCAUUGGAUCCGGCCCCGGGCUCCCGUCGGCAACGCGGCGGUUGCGGGGCUCCUCCUUUUUGGACCUCUGGGAGCUAUUUCUUUCUGGUCAGAGCAAGUGAUAUCUGCCUUUCUGUCAGAGAUGUGCCAUUUGUCCUUCUGAAAACUUCUGCACCUUUUGCCAAAUGCUGUUAAGAAAAUGAUCUGAAGAGUUGGGCCAAUACCAGAACAAAGCACUUUGAAAUAUCGAGCAAAGUAAGGAGUUCUCUUGUGGCAAAGCAUUCUAAGAAAAUGCAGUUUAAAGGUGUCAUAGCCCUCAUGUCUAUAAGGCCUAAUUUAUAUACACACAGGCAACCUGGAUUUGAUGCUUCUUCCUAAUUGCACUCUAUAGUACUUGUUAUCUUUUAAGUUUUUGAUGUGGGGAAGUGUUGCACAAAGGAUUUCUCAUGAGACUUAAUUACUCAGACUGUAUUUGAAUAACUUUUCACUGGGUUUUCCUUUUUUUUCCAGAAUGGUGAACACCCAUAGAAGGCUAUCAGAACUGUGUAGAAUUUGCAUUCGAUUUGAGAGCUUGUAAGAGUACUCAUCAUGGAGAAACAGCAGCUUGUCCUGGGUAGCCAGGACAGUGGGACUGUGUCUGGUGCAGCACCUGCUUUUUUUGUCAUCCUGAAACAACAGCAGGGAAAUGGUAAAGCUGACCAAGGAAUCCUAGUAGCAAAUCGUGAUGCUUGUGCUCUUGCCAGCAGUGUAUCUGCUCCAAUAAAACCCAAAGUCAAGACCUGUCUCCCAGCUGACUGUGUCUCAGGGGGCAUUACUGUCACCCUAGAUAACAACAGCAUGUGGAAUGAGUUUUACCAUCGUAACACAGAGAUGAUCCUGACGAAGCAGGGGAGGCGCAUGUUCCCGUACUGCCGAUACUGGAUUACAGGUCUGGAUGUCAGCCAGAAGUACAUCCUAGUCAUGGACAUAUCCCCUGUGGACAAUCACCGAUACAAAUGGAAUGGCCGUUGGUGGGAGCCCAGUGGGAAGGCAGAACCCCAUGUUCUUGGAAGAGUGUUUAUUCAUCCAGAAUCCCCUUCCACUGGCCAGUACUGGAUGCACCAGCCAGUAUCAUUCUACAAACUCAAACUUACCAACAAUACCCUGGACCAGGAGGGUCAUAUAAUCUUGCAUUCUAUGCACCGCUAUCUGCCACGACUUCACUUGGUGCCUGCAGACAAAGCCACAGAAGUCAUUCAGCUCAAUGGCCCAGGUGUCCAUACAUUUACCUUUCCACAGACAGAGUUCUUUGCAGUUACUGCCUACCAGAACAUCCAGAUUACCCAGCUGAAAAUAGAUUACAAUCCUUUUGCUAAAGGAUUCAGAGAUGAUGGGUUGAAUAGUCGACCUCAGCGUGAUAUGAAACAAAACAGUAACUUGGACUUGGAAGGAGGUGAUGUUUUUAGUGCUGCUGGCAUUCGUGGUCGUCCGUCUGAAGUUGGUGCAUUAGAUUUGCAUCAGAGAAAUUUAGAUGCUUCAUUCAUUGGUCAAAACUCAUCAGACACUGACAUGGACAAAGAUUCCUUUAAUGCAGAAAGGGACUUCCUGGGUUUCCUGGAUACUGACCUGUCUUCAGGUGAUAUGCCAAAGCUAAAACAAGAGGUCUCUGAAAGUCCUGUUGCGAGCAGUUACGAAAGCAGUUCCCGUGUGGCAUCCCCGUUGGACCCAAACGGACACUUUAAUGUAGUCAUUAAAGAGGAACCAAUAGAUGACUAUGACUACGAGUCGGGUAUUUGCACACAAGGAGUAAGUGUGAAACAGGAAGACACAGAUGAAGAAACGGAUGAGUAUUCCAACACUGAUGAUGAUGAUCCCAUCCUACAAAAACACCUUAUGAGACGUGGUGAAACAGAUGGAACAGAUGAAGAAUUCAGGUCUAGGAAGCGCGUAUUAAACAGUCCUUCAGGUGUUGCCAAAGCAAAAAUGUUAAAAUUGGAUAGUGGGAAGAUGCCUGUGGUCUAUUUGGAACCUUGUGCAGUCACAAAGAGCACAGUGAAGAUAUCUGAGCUGCCACAGACCAUGCUUUCCUCUUGCAAGAAGGAUAAAUCCCCUUUUAGUGCAAUGUCGGAUCCCUUGCCUAUGUGCUUUGAAAAUCACAAAGGCUCUUGCUCAGGCACAGACACUGUUACUGAGGAGUUAGUUAUGAAAAAACAGUCUUCUGGAAAUAAAGUGUCACAGAAAUACUCUUCAGUCAGAGAGGCCCAGUGGGCUCUAUCUAAAUCACCUAAUUUUAACCUCAGGGGCUCUGUAAGUUGUCAAUUCUCAGCUAAAGAGAUCUGUGGAAGAAAAAGGUCUGGCAUACUGAAGAACCCUCUGUCCCUGAGAGGCUCUGGUAGCAAUCAGAACACCCUCUCAUCAGUUACAACUAAAAGAGGAAGGCCACGGAAACUGAGAAUUUCCAAGGCUGGUCGACCACCUAAAGGUAUAGGGAAAGCUGUAAUAACGAGCAAGAACGCCUCACUGGGGUCUGGGAAUAUCCUUCCAGAUGUUAAGCCAGACCUUGAAGAUGUUGAUGGAGUCCUCUUUGUGUCCUUUGCAUCAAAGGAAGCUCUUGACAUUCACACUGUUGAUAAAGCUGGAGGAGGAGAAGAGUCACGGAAUCUUCAGGCUCCCUUGUUGACUACAAAUGAUCCAGAUUGUCAAGCAAGAAUACAGGUACUAGAAAAGGAAUUGAUGGAAGAACUGAAGACAUUGAGGCAUAAGCAAGUAAUACAUCCUAGCCUUCAGGAAGUGGGACUGAAGCUGAAUUCUGUGGACCCAACAGUGAGCAUUGACUUGAAAUACUUGGGUGUGCAGCUUCCCCUUUCCUACUCAAAUUACUCCUUGUGGAGCUAUCCAGGAACCAAUCCCAAUUCUCCAGAUACUGGAUUUCCUUUUGUUUCGAGGACAGGAAAGACAAAUGAUUUCACUAAAAUCAAAGGCUGGCGAGGGAAGCUUCAUGGUGCUUCUAGAAAUGAAGGUGGCAGUUCAGAAGGUUCCUUGAAGAAUCGCUCAGCGUUCUGUAGUGACAAGCUGGAUGAGUAUCUGGAAAAUGAAGGGAAAUUGAUGGAAACGAGUAUGGGAUUUUCUUCUAGCACUCCUGCUUCUCCUGUGGUGUAUCAGCUUCCCACUAAGAGCACUAGUUACGUGCGAACACUCGACAGUGUCUUAAAGAAGCAGUCUACCACAAUUCCAUCAACAUCUUACACGUUCAAGCCUGUUCCUUUAUCAUCUACCUCUAGGAAGACAAAGUCUCAAAACAGACAGACAUCUACAAACAGAGUAAAAUCAUCUUACAAGCCUAUACUGCCUUCACCUUUUACUGCAAAGCAGAAACAGAACAUUUCAGCAUUCGGGGAAAAGGCUGCUAAGUCUGCCUCAAAUAUCAGUGUGACUAACCAAGCCGGUGGUUUCAUGAUGUCACCUGUGGAUGAAAACACACUUCCAAAACAGAUUAGUUUGCGCCAAGCACCACAACAGCAACAAGCAGUUCGUCCACCAGGUUUGUCUAAAUCUCAAGUGAAGUUAAUGGACUUGGAAGACUGUGCUCUCUGGGAUGGCAAACCACGGACCUAUAUUACAGAAGAACGAGCAGACAUCUCUUUGGCAACCCUGCUUACAGCUCAGGCUUCUCUCAAAAACAAACCUAUCCACAAGAUAAUCAGACGACGAGCACCUCCUUGCAAUAACGAUUUCUGUCGCCUGGGUUGCAUAUGUGCCAGUCUGGCACUGGAGAAGCGUCAGCCGACCCACUGCCGCAGGCCAGACUGCAUGUUUGGUUGUACGUGCUUGAAGAGAAGAGUGAUGCUGGUGAAGGGAGGAUCAAAACAUAAGAGAAUAAUGAAAAAGGCUAUGCGUGGAGAUCUUACGUUCUAUGGAACACAAGAAGACCAGCAAGAGGAUGAAGAUGGGGAAGAAGAGGGUGAUGGAGAAGAAGAUGAGCUGAAGCAGAAAGAGAAGAAGAAGAGAAAAAGGGUGGAAUACACUAUUUGUGACUCUGAGCCAGAACAGCCUGUUAGGAAUUGCCCAUUGUGGGUGAAAGUAGAAGGUGAAGUAGAUCCAGAGCCAAUUUACAUCCCAACACCAUCUGUUAUUGAACCAGUUAAGUCUGUGAUACCACCCAACCAAGAAGUCUUGCCUUCUAGUAAGCAUAGGUCUUCCAGUGGAACGAAACCAGGCAGAGUCUAUAUUCCUAAACCCAAUCCAGUGAUUCGAGAGGAGGACAAGGAUCCUGUCUACUUAUACUUCGAAAGUAUGAUGACCUGUGCAAGGGUCCGAGUGUAUGAACGCAAGAGAGAGGAGAAAAAGCAACAAAAAGACAAAAGUGAUUCCCAGAGUCCUAGAGUGAAGGAAGAACCUGAACCAGACCCUCAGCCUCCUGAGAAAGCAACCUGUGAGGCAGACAAAGACACUGAUAAAUCAGGAGAGAAAAGCUGGUGUUCUUCCCGUAGCGAGGGGGACUCUUCCUCCACCUCCUAUGUUCAUCACACCACUCCAGGUGGACCAGCCAAACUUAUCGAGAUUAUCUCUGACUGCAGUUUGGAGGAAGAUCACAAUAAGAUCUUGACCAUCUUAUCACAGCAAAUCAACAAUAAGGUGCCACAGUGCCUCAAAGUGGGUAGCUUCGCUAUUGAAUUGGCUACAGAACCCAAGGCCGAGGAUGAGAACCACCCUCCUGUCUACUCCUCCAGAAUGAAGAUUUCAGUGCCAUCCUACCAGGAGAAGGAUGAGAAACCUGAGAUACCUGUCUUGGAGACUGCUGAUAGUGGAGAGCCGUCAUGCAAAAGCACAGAAAACUCACAGGUCUUUGAGGGAGACCCACUGAACAAACUGGAGGAGAGCUUGCGUGGGGGAAAAGGCUUACCUUUUUAUGCAGGGGUUUCUCCUGCAGGAAAGAUGAUCGUCCACAGUUGCAAAGCUAAUAUGAGCCCCUUGGGCUUGAUUCAGUCAGUUACAACUGCAACUUUGAGUGUGAAGUUUGUCAACUCACCACACCUUAAAUUACAGUAUCCAAUGACAGUACAGAUAAGAAGAAAGCUGGUUAAUGAUAAAAGGUUUCCUCAGGCCAAACUGCUUUUGGGACAGAUGGGGGCAUUACAUCCUGCCAGUCGGCUAGCAGCUUAUGUCACACGCAGGCUGCGACGCACAGUACUUGGUGUCUCAGCCCUCAGUACUGUGAUCUCCAAGGUAGAUUCCACUGCUAAAGCAGCUGCUUCUGGGACACCAUCAGUCCAGGUGCCCACAACAUCAACUCCCAAAACUACAUCUUCCACCAGCACUACUUCAACCCCCACUGUGACGACUCUGAAAACCCAUGUCCCAGCACAGAGACAGAUAGCUGCCCGACCCUCGCCCGGUGGUGUGUUCGCACAGUUUGUGAUGAACAAAGCCGGAGCUCUGCAGCAGAAGGUUCCUGGAGCGAACACACGCCAGCCUGUGUCAGGGCCACAGAAGUUCAGUAUCAAGCCUACACCGAUAAUGGUUGUCACUCCUGUGGUUCCCUCAAGGCUACCUGCAGCUCAAUGCACAGUCUCUCCUGGGAUCACUACGGUCACCACCACUUCUCCAGUUAUUGUGGAAAGUAUCAGUGCGGCAGCAUCUUCUGUGACCACUCCUGGCCAAACAAGAGCUAGUGAACCUGCCUGCUCUCCUGCAAUUACAGUCACAGCUGUUCCUGUAACAUCUGGAAUCGACAUCUUUACUACUCCCUCAUCCACCACGCCAACUGCCACUGUGAACAUAGGAAAAGCAACAGGGACUGUUGUACCAACCACAUCACUCCCUAAAACUGUAGUAACAACACCAACUGUUACUUGUCCUGUUGUCACAACGUCCACUGCUACGGUUGUGCUAACAACAGCUGUGACAGCUGCAUCUGUGGUGACUUGCUCUGCUGGCUCUGUUCCGAUUAUACUGUCAGGAGUUAGUUCGAGUCCUUCACUGACUCCAAAAAAAGAAGAUGCUACUGCACAAGGUAUAAACAAGACUUCCCAGAUGUCUCCUGGAGCAGAGAAGCGUGUAGGACCUCGAUUGCUGCUGAUUCCGGUGCAUCAGACAUCUCCUGCUUUGCGACCGCUAAACAGCAUGCAGCUUGCUCAGAGGCAGAGGAUGGUCCUUCAGCCUCUCAGGAACCCUGGUGGUAUGAACCUGUUCAGACAUCCUAAUGGGCAGAUAAUUCAGCUUGUCCCCCUCCAACAGUUUCGAGCUACAGGUGCCCAAACCAAUGUGCAGCCAGUGAUGUUCCGCAAUCCAGGCUCUGUUGUAGGAAUCCGGUUGCCUGCACCUUCUAAGCCUCCGGAGUCACCUGCAUCUCCCACUUCCUCUGUGUCUUCCACUUCUCCUGCCACAAACUCAGCUGCACAAACUGCAAUACCCAAGUUAUCCCCUACGUCUAACCUAGCCACGCAAGCAUCUUCUCUUCUUCCUUCAGUACCAAGUUUUGUGUCACAGGCAGGCGCCCUGACUCUGAGGAUCGCUCCUACUGCUGGCAGUGUGACAAAUCAGACAGCCUCUGAAUCUAAAAUAACCUGCAGCUCAGGUGGUCUGCCAGCUACUGCUGCUAAUCUCAUACCUUUACAAUCUGGUAGUUUUGCUUUACUUCAGCUCCCAGGACAGAAGACUGUGCCAAACUCCAUUCUGAACCAUUUUGCAUCUCUUCAGUUGAAGAAGAAUUACAGGAAAAUAUGCAAGAAAGAGGAGCCGGAUGUUGCUCAGCAGAAGGAGAAUGAGAAGGCUUCACGCUCAGAUGACGCUGUGGAGUCUGAGUUCGCAGUGUCUGAUAGGAAACAAGAAGAAAAUGAGUUGUCAAUUAACCAGUCAAAUAAUGUUGAAGAGUCAGCAUCUGGCACAGUUGCACCUGAUAGAAAUUCCACUGCAUUAGAGAUGGUGGAGAAGGACUCAAAGGUGCUAGAGAGUUCUUGUGAUGAUAGCACUUCUUCUCAGCACGAUGUUUCCGCAGAUGUCAUAUCAUCUGACCACUCGUACAUCAGUGAGAAGCAAAAUGAUGAGGAAGAAAAAGAGGCUUUUGAGGAAAAAGAGGACUCUCUCACUUCUGAAACUGCAGUGAAGGCUUUUUCAACUAAUUCUGAAGCUGUUUGUGGGUCAUCUGAUCAGUCUCUAGCUGCUCCUCUGGAUAAUGCACAUCAACAGAGUCUUGAGAAUCAGGAGAGUGCACGGUUGAAGAACCAUGUGAAUGAACAGACAUGUGCUGAACAGGAAGAGAAACCAAUAAAAGAGGAGGAAGGAGAUGAACACACACAGAUGAAAGAGGACAAGGCAAGUUCUGAGCAGUCACAGAAUCAACAAGAGCAAGGCACACAGCUGGAGAACAUGGAACAGAAUGAGACUGAACCGUCUCAGAACAAAGAAGAAUGCCAGGGUGAUGCUGUGCAGCUAGAUAUGGAAAGGAAGGACAACAGGAGCUCUGCAGAAGCAGAAAGCGUAGAGGAGAAACUGGGGAGUAAAUGUGGUAUCAGUUCUGCAAAAGAGCAGGAGGAUGCUUCAGGAGAAGAGCAUACAGUCAGUACCAAGGAAGGCAAAGCAAAUGUUGCUGGGCUGGGAGGCAGUAGCAACAAAGAACAAGCGCCUUUUGAUUCUCAGGAAGAACUGAAAACGGGUCAUGAUAUUGUAACGCAUGUCAACAGUUCUUGGAGUAAAAUAUCCAGCAUUGUACCACCUUUAGAAAAUAAAAGUGAGGUGGAUAACAAAGCUGAUACCUCUGAGAAAAGUGACUUCCUGAUACCAGAAGAGAAGACACAAGAACUUCAGCAUCCCAAAAUGCCCACUCUUGGUAUAACUGCUGAUGGUAUGGAAGAGGAAGAAGAAGAUGAUGAUGAAGAGGAUGAAAAAACGGAUGAUUCUGCUGAUGAGAUGCUGGAUGGUGCUUCUGACUUCCCGAGUGAAGAGGAAAUAGAUGUUGAGAAAGUGGAAGCGCGUGAAUACAGUGAGGAUGACGAGCAGGUGGACAUUGAGACCGUGGAGGAGCUUUCAGAGAAGAUUAACAUUGCCCGUCUGAAGGCCACAGCUGCUAAUAUCCAACCUUCCCAACAGAAAUACCAUGCUCGUAGUUCUUCGGAUGAAAAAUUAUCAGAAAAUCCUUCGAAGCAGAAAUAUCAACUCUGGAGCAGGAAGCUGAAGACGGUGGCAGAAGCCUUUGCUCAUUACCGCCAGACGCACACAGCAAAUGAACGCCGGCGACGUAAUGAAAUGAGAGAUCUCUUUGAGAAGCUGAAGAGAGUUCUGGGCUUACACAGCCUGCCCAAGGUCUCCAAAUGCUACAUUCUCAAGCAGGCCUAUGAGGAAAUCCAAGGAUUGACUGAUCAGGCAGAUAAAUUUAUUGGACAGAAGAACUUAUUGAUGCGCAAACAAGAUGUUUUGAUUCGAAAAGUAUCCAAGCUUUCAGGGAAGACUGAAGAGGUUGUCCUGAAGAAGCUGGAAUACAUCUAUGCCAAACAAAAAGCAGUAGAAGCACAAAAAAAGAAACAAGUUGAGCCAGAGGAAUCUGCUGUAACCUCAGCUGCUAGCACACAGCAAGAAGAAAUUUCAGCUCCCUCCAGAGAGCUUCCUGAAGUGGCUAUGACAAAUAGAAGAGGCAAGCCCUUGAUACUUGCCAGGAAAGGAGUCCGUGCCACAGAAGACACCUCAUCCCCUCUCACACUAACUGCUGCAAGCCUGGUGAUGACUCCACAGGGGCAGGUGCUUACACUGAAGAGCCCACUGGUACCAGGGCAGGUAGCAGCCGUUCCUUCCACUCUGUUGCAAGCUGAAUUAAAGCCUCGACCUGUCACUACUGCCAUGACAGCACAGCCAGGUAUUGCUUCUGUGAUGAUUCAGCUACCAGGAUCAACUGUUCCUGUCCAAGUAAAAGGAAUCCUAACUAACUCUACCAUUCCUAUUACACUGUCAACUGUUGCUGGAAACCCAGUGCCCUCAGCAGUAAUAUCGGCUACAGAGCCCCAUUCAGAAAGUGAAGAUUCAUUCAUGAUGCCAAAGAUCGUUAAUGUAACAUCACUGGCUGCUGAGGUAAGCAUGGGUCUAAACCUGAACAGCAACAACAACUUUAAUACAACAGCAGCUGUGGAUGCUCAGGCUUCAGAGAAAUCGGUUGUAGCAUCUGUGGAAAGUAGGAAGAGUGACAGCAUCCUUUCUGAAGAAAAAGCUAAACUGUGUCCUGGUGACAGUGGCGGAGAUGGAAGAAAUACCACAGGUCCCACGAAAGUUUUCUUGGAAAAUAAAGAUGGCUUUCCCCAGCUCCGAAAUGUAUCAUGUACAAAGGAACCUCCUGAGUCCUUCAGCAAAAAGCUUUGCCUUGGCGAGUUUGUAGGGAGCCAAGUGAGGAGGAAAGACGGUGAUCCUGGAGGGGAAAGGUUAAAACCUAAAGAAUUGCCAUUCCGCAAGCUGCAGAUCAAAGAUUCCAGAAUAGAAAUGGAAUUGAGGAAAGUAGCGUCUGCAAUGGAGGAAGCAGAACUGGAUGCAAGUGAGUUACUGAGCAGCAUUGAGGAGAGCGAUGACACAGAUGAAACCCUCACGUCGCUGCUCAAUGAGAUUGCCUUUCUCAACCAGCAGCUGAACGACGAUGCUUCAGCAAUGUCAGAACUACCCAGCACUCUGAACUCAGACUUCUCUCAUGAAGAUGCAGAAGCCCGUCGAGGAACAUCUGGUCAGCUCACCACUGCAGAGACUGGAAUGGAGAUGUGGAGCAACAUGAUCCAGGGUUGGAGUUCGGCAGCCUCCCGCGUUUGCAACACUUUGUUUUCUGCCUGGCAUCAGCACUCUGCUCACCUGAGGGCAGGCCCCAAACUGAGAACUAAGUGCUAUGAAACUUAAAGCAUGUUGGCAUAUUGUUACCUCACUGUUGUGUUCUGCGUGUUCUCUUUCUCCUUCACACAAAGCAAAGAUGAUUUAUAACCAUUGCUGGGCACAUGGUAUCCUUCCAGAAUUGGGUCCUUCACUAAAUAGUUUGUUAAAGGACUGAGUUAAAGUUUUCUCCCCCCGCAAGUAUGGAGGUAGCUGUCCUGUGGGGGAUAAAAUCUGGAUUACUUGGUUUUGUACCAGUCAGUUGAUCUAUGCAGAAAUGGGAUUGUUCACAUUUGCUGGUGUUAGUGUUUGCAGAAUAUGAUGAAUGUGCAGAAAUGAGAUUGCGGUUACUCUCAGACCUGUUACCUGGAGCAGCGGAAGGGAAGUCUGAGAGGUUGAAGCGUAUAGUUUUUGUUCCAUGGUGCUAGCUAGUUCUCUGGCAGAGACUCAUUUUAGGAGCUUAUGCACAGAAGAUUUUCAUAAACAACUCUCACUACAUGGGGAAGGAAAGGAUAUUUCCCAGUGUAAUUAAAAGUAGGACUCUAAUAAAACUACAAAAAACCCCCACACCCUCACUUUGGCCUCCUGCCCCUAGAUGGAUGCUCCCUCCCUAGAUGCUUAAGGCAUCUGGAAGGAAAAAUUACAGAGAGUAGAAAGAAACUUGGGCACCCUAAUUGCUGCAUCCUUAAAGGCACUGCUGAAGUAGCAUGAGUGCUUUCCCAGUUCUUGUUUUCUUUCCUCUGUUCUUCAAAAGGUGUCUAGGAAUGAUCAUAGGAAGUGUUGCUUCAUGAAAAUAUAGGACGCUUUCUGUGCUGUAAUAGCCCAGCAUAAAUCAGCGAGGUGUAUAUGUGAAUGUAUAUAUGAAAAUAUGUGUAUAUCUUUCCAAACCUUCCAUUCCUUUAUAAAUUCAGGAAAGGUACUCAGAGGUUUCUCACUGCAUUUGCACAAGCUGUGUAUAGCAAAAAAUAAAAGUCAACAAAAAUGCUCAUUACCAGGGAAAUAGGGCAGUAUUGAAUCGCAAGAUGUAUUUUUUAUUCCUCUCUGCCACUGCUUACUCAAUAACCUAUAGAUGCUCUUCACUGUUCAGCUGCUGGAUGGGAAGGGCCUACAGACUGUAAAGAUAUUUAUAUUUUUGUACACAGUUUUUGUUUUCAAUAGUUUUCUUGACAAAUGAACUUUUCAGCCUAGGAGAGAUGAUUUGUUAAUGAGUGUAUACACAACCUUUUCCUAUCCAGUUUGUAAAUAGGAGUUCGGGUGCACUUUGAGGGGCUUCUUCACUGCUCCAGAAAGGUAAAAAACGUUGCCAUGAAAGUGAUACAGAGCUUGUUGUGUGUUUUGCUUUACGUAUAGGGACGUUAUCCCCUG
This is a messenger RNA of Pezoporus flaviventris, 11217 nucleotides long. It is a transcript of the gene MGA, whose product is annotated as MAX dimerization protein MGA. Gene Ontology annotation, molecular function: DNA-binding transcription factor activity, RNA polymerase II-specific; protein dimerization activity; RNA polymerase II cis-regulatory region sequence-specific DNA binding. The coding region runs from base 628 to 9882 and encodes 3084 amino acids. The record is from RefSeq and is a predicted model, not a curated record. The transcript is spliced from 27 exons. Lineage: Eukaryota; Metazoa; Chordata; Aves; Psittaciformes; Psittacidae. Gene Ontology annotation, cellular component: MLL1 complex; nucleus. Gene Ontology annotation, biological process: regulation of transcription by RNA polymerase II; cell fate specification; positive regulation of DNA-templated transcription.